Molecule: messenger RNA, 1083 nt
Organism: Closterium sp. NIES-65
Lineage: Eukaryota; Viridiplantae; Streptophyta; Zygnematophyceae; Desmidiales; Closteriaceae
Source: the annotation of a GenBank genome assembly
AUGCACGGACAUCGCGUCGUGGCGUAUUACCCCGUCGUCGCGGGAAUGCCAGUUGCGGAUUCGAGUGGUGGAUCGGACAGUAGUAAUGGUGGCGCUGGCGAGAGAGAGGUGGAAGGUGUUGACGUGGUGCUCGAGGUCGUGGGUUCGAAUCCCGAAACUGACAAAAAUCAUUCACCGUCCGCUGUUUCAGGAGGAGCUGAAACCGCAGGAGCGGUGCAGAAGCAGCGUCAGAUGGUGGUUCGUGCGAAGGUUCUGGUCGCAGCGGAUGGCGUGCGAUCAGCUGUGCGAAAUCAAAUGUUUGGCGACUCGCCUCGGUAUUUGGAGCAGAUUGGUUGGAACGCGCUCGUGCCAAACCCGCCAAGCGCGAGAGUGUACCCGCAAGAAGAUCAGGUGUUGCAACUAUUCGUGGAUAAGGUUACGGGUUACCAGAUAUUUCUGAUUGAUGUUGGCCAUGGGAAGACCUUCUGGCAGGUUCGCAUUGUUGAUCCUGAUAGCAAGCUCAAGUCCGAGCUCAAGCUAACACCCUUUGGGGGAUUCGGCAAACCAGGCGUGAAGGAUCGUUUAAUGUGCCACGUCAGCAAAAAUGUUGCGGAUCCAUCAGGCCAUGACACCUGGCAAACCGUGCUCCAGGCGGUUACCACCACUGACGCGGGUAACAUCUACGAGCGGUGGAUGAUGGACCGGCCUCCUCCGAAGGAUUCUUGGAGCGACCCCAAGUGUGGUAACAGAGUUGUUCUUAUUGGGGAUGCCGCACAUGCCAUGCACACCGGUCCAGGGCAAGGAGCUCAAAUGGCAUUUGAGGAUGCACACCAGCUGUCCAUGUGCCUUGCUGACGUCAAGGAUGUGCUCGCCGAACCUGCUGCCGUGGCUGCUGCGGUUCGGGAGUAUGAGGCUCGGCGGAUCGAGAGGUGUGUGAAAGUGCAUGCUUUUGCCACUGGGUCACAUGAGUUUGGAGAGGAGGGGAAACUUGUGAAGGCUCUUUCUCCGCCCGAGAAACUGAAGAGAUUUAUGGAGUUUGGGAGUUGGGUCCAUGCGUAUCCAGACAAGAUAAAAGGUGACCCUGAAUCCACCUACUUCAAAUGA